Molecule: messenger RNA, 1020 nt
Organism: Budorcas taxicolor (takin)
Lineage: Eukaryota; Metazoa; Chordata; Mammalia; Artiodactyla; Bovidae
Product: T-cell surface glycoprotein CD1a-like
Exons: 6
Coding region: 1-1020 (339 amino acids)
Biological process (GO): antigen processing and presentation, endogenous lipid antigen via MHC class Ib; positive regulation of T cell mediated cytotoxicity; antigen processing and presentation, exogenous lipid antigen via MHC class Ib
Cellular component (GO): external side of plasma membrane
Molecular function (GO): lipopeptide binding; exogenous lipid antigen binding; endogenous lipid antigen binding
Source: RefSeq, a predicted model, not a curated record
AUGCUGUUUCUGCAAAUUGCAUUGCUUCUGACUCUUCUCCCAUGUGGUAACAAUGAGAAUGAUUUCCAGGAGCCAAUCACCUUCCAAAUCAUUCGGAUCUCAUCAUUUUAUAGCCGAUUCUUUACACAAAAUCUGGGCUCAGCUUGGCUGGAUGAGUUGCAGACUCAUGCCUGGGAAAAGAACUCUGACACAGUCAUUUACCUGCAUCCUUGGUCCAAAGGCAACUUCAGUGAUGAGGAGUUGAUAGAAGUGGAAAACAUACUUCAUACAUUCUUCAUUAGACUUGGUCAGGCACUUUACAACCAUGCCAGUCAAUGGCAACUUGAAUAUCCCUUUGAACUGCAGGUAGCAGGUGGCUGUGAGAUGCACACCAGAGAUGCCUCAGUAGGCUUUGUGCAAGUCGGUUAUCAAGGAUCAGACUUCCUAAGCUUCCAGAAAAAUUUAUGGGUACCCUCUCCAGAGGGUGGAAAUAGGGCUGAAUUUGUCUGCGCACUAUUCAAUUUGUACCAAGGCACCCAGGAAAUAAUACACAAGCUGCUCAGUGACACCUGCCCACGUUUCCUCUUGAGUCUUCUCGAUGCAGGAAAGGCAUAUCUCCAGAGACAAGUGCGACCAGAGGCCUGGCUCUCCCCAGGCCCCAGUCCUGGCCCUGGCCACCUGACACUGGUUUGUCAUGUCUCUGGCUUCUACCCAAAGCCCAUUUGGGUGAUGUGGAUGCGGGGUGAGCAGGAGCAACAGGGCACUCAGAGAAGUGACGUCUUGCCUAACGCUGAUGGGACGUGGUAUCUUCGGGUUUCCCUGGAUGUGAAAGCCAGUGAGGCAUCUGGCCUGAGUUGCCGUGUGAGGCACAGCAGUCUAGGAGGCCAGGACAUCAUUCUCUACUGGGAUCAUCACAGCUCCACUGGCUGGAUCAUCUUGGCAGUGAUUGUGUCCCUGGUCCUCCUGGCUGGUCUUGCCUUUUGGCUUAGGAAGAGCUGGACUUGCUGUAAACCUUCAAACAGACUUCUCUCUUUGGAAUGA